Trypanosoma conorhini is the source of this 3540-nucleotide messenger RNA. RefSeq names its product putative solute carrier family 12 member 9-like. Gene Ontology annotation, cellular component: membrane. Gene Ontology annotation, biological process: potassium ion import across plasma membrane; cell volume homeostasis; potassium ion homeostasis. Lineage: Eukaryota; Euglenozoa; Kinetoplastea; Trypanosomatida; Trypanosomatidae. The record is from RefSeq and is a predicted model, not a curated record. Gene Ontology annotation, molecular function: potassium:chloride symporter activity. The transcript has a single exon. The coding region runs from base 1 to 3540 and encodes 1179 amino acids.
AUGACCAAGUCAUCCUAUCUUUCCUCCUCCUACACUGUGGGAUGUGCUGCGGCCGGUCUCCCUGACGGACCUCAUGCAUCUACCGAGUACGAGGGUUUCGGCAGCUACAACAGGACGGCAAUGGCGCGUGUGGCGCGGAGUUGGCAAAGACCUGCGACACUCGAAACCACAUACGUCGGCGCCGAUAACUUGCCCGUGGGUGUGACCCACAAUGACUCCAUCCUUCUGGUGAAGAGGCGGACAAAGCGGACAUGGGAUGGGGUCUUUCUUCCAGUGUCGGUCUCUAUUUUUGGUGUGGUGUUGUUCUUUCGUUUGCCGUGGGUCAUUGGUGAGUGUGGGCUUUGGUUGUCUUUUGUGGGCAUUGCGCUUUCCUUUUUUGUCACGCUACUUGUGACCUGCAGCCUGGCGGCCAUUAGCACUAAUGGCUACGUGGGUGACGGGGGGGCGUACAUGAUGAUCUCCCGCUGCCUUGGGCCGCAGCUGGGCGUGACGAUUGGCACGGCGCUGGUGUUGGCCAACACACUGGCCUCCGCCAUGUACCUGGUGGGAGGCGUGAACGCCGUCGCCCCCGCACUGGGCAAUGACACCCUCACCCACUGGCUCACCACAGAGGCGUACAGCGUGACCGUCGUUGGCAGCAGCCUCACUCUGCUUUUCCUCUUAUUGGUGAGUCUGCUGAAGUUGGACAGGUUCUUCCAGCUGGUUUGCUUCGCAUUGGCGCUUGUGGCGAUGCUGAACUUUGUGGUUUCGGCCUUUGUGCGCACCACGCCCCUCCCCGCCGAGGGCUACACAGGCGUUUCGGGCGAGACGCUGCGCGACAACUGGUCGCCGCAAUUCAGCGAUGGCACAGACUUCCAAGAGGCCCUCUUUGUCCUCUUCCCUGGCGUCUGUGGGCUUAUGUGUGGUAUAGCGGGCAGCGGGGAGCUUCGCAAUGGCCCCAAGGCGAUCCCCAAAGGCGUCAUGUACGCCUGGUUUCUUUCCCUCGGGACGUACUUGGUGACCGCCGUUGUGGUGGCCGCCUCCUUUGAGCGGAGCUUCCUCAAAACCGACUACCACAUUCUGGAGCGCGCCUCCUUUUGGCCUGCCUUUAUUCCUGGUGAAUUUACUGCCUCCUUUGCCGCGGUUCUCUCCGGAUUGGUGGGUUCCUCUCGUGUGUUGAACGCCAUCGCUGCGGAUGAUAUUUUGCCACUUUGCUUCUUUCAGUGGCUUGCCCGCUGCCGUCCGCAAGUGAGCGUUCUCCUCUUGUACGCCGCCACGCAGGUCCUUCUCCUUUUUGGGAACAGCUACACCCUUGUUUCGGCCUUUACCACGCAAAUAUUUCUUGCCACAUUCUUGUCCCUUAACGUCAGUGUCUUUCUGUCGUCCGCCGUGGGACUUACAAGUUUUCGACCGACGUUUUCAUUCUUUAACACACUGACGGCUCUUACCGGCGCCUUGGCCUCCCUGACGCUCAUGUUCUUCAUCGACCCCCUCAUGGCCUCUGGGGUCCUGCUGUUUUUGCUUGUGGCGUUGGUACUGGCGGACGUCUACAUUGACCCCGCCCGUGUGUACUGGGGCGACGCCUCACAGCCUCUGCUGUUUCACAUCGUGCGCAAGUUUCUGCUCCGCCUGGAUGAGCGCAGGGCGCACGUGCGGCACUGGCGACCCUCCAUUAUUCACGUCGUGACAGACCCCCUCUGCUCACUGAACCUCAUCCACCUUGCGAACAAUAUGAAGAAAGGGGGCCUGUAUGAAGUUGGGCUCGUCCUUGGCGGGGACUUUCACUCCACCACGAAGUCCGUGUUUCGCUGGAAGGGGUGGCUUAUGGACUUCAUUGAGGCGAGCGGCGUGAAGGCGUUUCCGGUGGUGAUGUCUGCCGCGGACCUCCGUUUCGCCGUGCAAAGUAUGCUGCGGCUCUGUGGAUUGGGCAGCAUGCGACCGAACACGCUGCUCCUUUCCAUGGAUGAGCUGCUGCAGCGGGACCACUUUGACGCCAUCUACGCAGCCUUUAGAAAGACGGCAGUGGACGUGUCGUCACCGCGUGCGUCGGCCGAAGAGCAGAUUCCUGAGGAGGGCGGCGGCGAAGGCCACGGCAGAGAAGGGCAUCCAGCACAACCUCCUCCCGUCUCCCGGCGAAUUCCUUCUCCUGCUGCACAGCAGGCGGCAGCAGCGAACAGCAUGGCCGCAGUGCAGCCAAACAGCCCGCUUGCACUUGCACGACACGGGGUUGCAAGGCGAUGCCCGUUAACCUCCGGCUCAGCCUCGUACCGGCGGCGGCACAUUAUUCGGGAUGACACUGAUGAGGCAUCUUUACGCGCCGUCGGCGUUUCCCCGCCGUUCCCGCACGGCGAACACCAAGCCGAUAACUGGAUUGAAGCGUUAGCCGAGGAACAGAGUGGGCUUUUCUCGCCGCAAGAGGCGAGUUCGUUCUGCUCCUCGUUUGUGCUUCCGCCGGAGGUGCACACACUGCCAGAACUUAGCUUUUGCGGGGUCAGGGAGGCAGCUCGCGGGGAGGAGGAGUCGUUGGAGCCGGAGGAGGACUGGAGUGAGUGGCUGAAGCAGAGCAUGUGUGGGAGCGGUCGUCUGGUGGAGGCGGCAGCGGCGGAUGCCACCUCAGAGGCAAGGCCCCCGCGCGGCCCCAGCUCCGCCGUGGAACACGCCGCGCGGGAGCGUCAGCACGGCGAAGGUGGACGCACGCAGAACACGCCCACCCGCAAGUACCGCACGCCGCGUCCCCUUCGCUGGGGCCUCUUUCGCUCUGGUCGUACCGACGCCGACGAAGACGACGAGCAGCGCCUCGUUGAGCAGAUGAUUCUCCACCGCCAGAAUGCCCAGCUGCUCGGGGGACCGGACCUUGUUGGGUACCGUGACACGACAGAGUUUUGCUGCAUCGUACGUGAUGCGGUGCAUGCCUUUAUGAACGUUGUUAUUGCCCGGAACAUGGAUCUGCUGGACACAGAAGCUAUUGAGGAAAAGGGAAAGGAACGGAAGUGGUUUAUUGAUGUGUGGCUCCCGGACGAGGACGACGUCGCCCUCUUUCUCAUGGCACACUGCCUGCGUCUGACGAGCAUUUGGGAGAGGCACGCGGUGGUGCGUGUGGUCUCCGUGGUGGCCCUGAAAGACGACGUGCCGCAGGAAGUGAAGGAAACUCACGCGCUGUUGAAGGCGCACCGGCUGGUGGCGUCUCCGCGCGUGAUUGCGCUGGAGGAAGUGAUGGGGCACUACGGCGUGAGCGACGUCGCGGUGAUGGCGCGGCGCUUUGCGGACCCGCAGACACGCCCAGGCGUCAUCAACGCCCUCGUGCGCGCGGAGGUGGAGCGGACGCGGCAGCGGGUGGCGCUGCUGAUGACGCGGGUGCCCCCCUUUCCGCCAGAGCGGCAGUGCACACACACGAUGCGCAGCCGCGACGGCAGUGACGAGGACGCCGCCGAUGGCGGGGACGGUGAGCUGCGGCGGCAGGCCGAGGCGUGGUUGGACGCGCUGAGGGAGAUGACGGCGAAGCUGCCGCCCUGCCUGCUGCUUACCGGCGGAAUGCUUCGCUGCCGCAGCACCGAUUGGUGA